CCAACAAUUUUAUUGCGAUGAGAUAACUAUUAACAAAUAUUUAAUGUAGAUCAACAUUCAAGGCCAUGAUCUUUAAAUACUUCAAUAGGGAAUGAUUCAUAAUUUUCCAAAGGACAAGCAACUCCAAAUAUUUGCUUAUGUAGAUUUUCAUAUCCUGCCUCGAAUUUAGCUGUGAAGAUGGUAGAAAACUUUAUUGCGUUUCAUCGAUGUUUUCAUUCUCUUCCGUUACUAGACUAAACUUUGAAGUCAUGAAGGAUUUCUGUGUAUAUUGGGGAAUCGGAAGGAAAAGCUGUUAUGUCAACCCGUGAAUCAGACAUACACUAGCGUCCAGCAGAGCAUAUCGAAAAUAACGGUGGAAUGCUGCAUUAAAUGACAGUGGAUUAGAAAGAAUGAGAACAAUCCAGGGAUUAUGAAGCAUAAACAAUCGCAAUGAUACUGCCAUUGGUUGCUAUGAAAGCUUCCUGUAGUUAGACACCUUUGUUGUUGUGGCCUUCAUCACAGGCCUCGUGGUCUUAGAACUGAAAAUAUUUAUGCUAAAUGAACAGGAGAUAAAAGAAAACAUCAGAACGCUGAUAAUGAAUUAAUGGUUUGUGGGAACAGGCUAAAUAAUAAGCUGUCAGACUUGGCAACAGUAUAAAGAGAAGUGAAGGCUUCACUAUAAGAAUCAAAACGAUGGAAUGCGAGGGAGAAAUUCGACAUGUCGAUGGCAAAGAAGACUUCGUCUCGUGUGGAUAAACUUAGCAACUUUACAAAACAGACCGAGGCCAUGCAGACAGAAGCGGCGAACUUAACGCUGUACAGGGGAGCUGCAUUCAGGCUCCCGGCACUGCAAAGAGAUCGGAAUGAAGAUCCCCGGGACAAUCAGCCACCUUCGAAAGUGGCACAUAUUUGCCCGCGGGAGCUGCGUGCAAUGCAAGCGUCCGAAAGUACGUUGGUUGCUAAACAAAGGCGUUAUCUCCUGCAAAAAUCGAAGGCAUUGCUGAAGCGGAAAAGAAAUGUAGAAAUAGUGGGGAGAUGUUCCCCUUUAUUACCGAGCAUAAACAAUUCGCGGCAGCAAGCUGAUGAGAAAUCAGAUCUGCAAAAUUCUGUUGAUGUCAUGAGCUUUCUUACAAGAGAAUUGACGGAGGUCAAUGAUGCUAUUGAGAACAGCCAAAUCAGUCUGCGAAAAGACACUUUAAAAGGCCUUCGGAAAGUAAUAGCCGGUGUACUCCACACAUUGAGGCAAGACCAAAUCAAUGUGAGCCUUGAUUUAAUGGACUUAUCCAACAAGAUGAAGUAUGAAAACAUCACACAAGCAGUUCCUCUGAGCCCUCGAGUGUUGAACAAAGCAGAAAAGAGAGAGCCUGUACAGCGAAGACCCCAUAUAUGCAAGGGCUGUAAAGAUGGAGGCCUUCUGCCAUGGCUAUACCUGUAUCCGGAUCAUGAAGUCUACCGAACCGGAGGUGGAUUUGAUUGUGUUGAAUUUCACCUACCAUGUGUUCAUUCUGAAAAGCCGUUAACAAAACCGAAGGACCCUUUUGUAAAGGAGAGGGGAAAACUGGUUGAUACCUCAAUGCAUCGCUUACCUGAAAAAUCAGCCACACAGACAACCAAACCAUUGCCAUUUAAAUUAAGCAAGCCAAAGAUAUCCUUAGAGGUGAGAUUAGAAAUACCGGAAUCGGAUCAACACCCACUUUCUCCGGUCAGCAAAGUAAAGUUUGGUAAAAGGAAGAAAGAUUUUGCGCCUGCAACACAAACAUGCUCUGCAAAGGAGGAGCACCGCGGUGGAAAAGACUCACUUUAUUCUUCUACUGAGACGAUCGUUAUUGAUAAAGACAAGGAACUGGAAGGAAACAACGUGAGUCAGCAAAGUCAGAAGACCCUUGCAUCCUCAGGGUACGACAGUGGCUUUGUGACCGCUGUAUCAUCAGCAUCGGAGAACCAGACGUUUGAGAAAAAUGACGUCACAAAUACCGACAGAGAAUCAUCACGGCCCUCAAACCUCAGCGAUCUAAAUCAUCUCCGUAAAAGACUCACUGGUUACGAAGAACUUAAAUCUGUUAGAAGCCCUAGGCAAACGCUAGAAGCUGAGGCACACAAAGGUCCAAAGAAGCUUGUUGUGCGAAGAUCCAUGUCGAUAACGCCAAAUACAAAUGACAUAAAGUCGAUUCACAAUUCUGCUCUUCUCCCUAAUGUCGACAGCACGUCCCCUGUAGCAAAUAAUGCUUUUGGAGUGAGAAAAAAGCAGCCAUUGAAACCAGUUGGUUAUCGAAAGAAAAUCUCGUCUGUCGAUGGCGUAGAAAAAAUUGGAAAAGAUCACACAUCGAGCAUUUCAGAUAUGUCUGUGAACUUUUCAAGUUCAUUAUCAAUUGGAACAUCCCAACAGGAUAUCCUGGAAGAUUAUUCGGACUUCACACUCACUGGAUCAAGAGUUGUUGGGUUGAAAAGACUUGCCAAGGACCAUGAAAGACGAAAGGCUGCCAAGUCGAACAACAACGGUCGCAAGGCCUCGAAAGCACUUGAUGACGUCAAUCAUGCUGAAGAAGAGGGGCGCGAAAGGAAGCGAUUGAACCAGCGUAAGGCAAGUCGAAACGAAAGCAAGCGAAAAUUUAGCAAGAAAGGAAGUAAUACCAAGAAGAUGGGAACCACGGAGGUUUUCGUAGACAUAUUCUCGUCAAUGUCACAAGAAAUCUAUAAUUCUGAUUCUGAGUCAUUUGAGAUGGAUUCCAACUCACGAGGCUCAAGCUCGAAGGCCUUGGAACGAAUAGAUUCAAAAUUCAGAAUUGUAGAGGAAGAGGAAGAAGAAGCUGCUAAUGUUGGAGAUCAAGAUGGCAUUAAAGAGGAAUCUCUCAAUAAUAACGAAAGCAUUGACUCUUACAUGGAUUUCGCCGAAAGGUCACUUACAGACGAGAUAAAUGAGUUAGAAAAUGCUGAGAUGGACAUAGAGGUCGACAAUCACUUUUCUGGAGCUUUGAAAUCAAACGAAGAAAGUGAAGGAAUGGAUGAGUUUGAUGACCUUGCUAUUGAUUCAGACCAACGUGGAAAGAAAGUUCGUAAACGAUUGAAAAGAAGAAAAACCCUGCAGUUCAGAAAUGAGCCACUCUCUCGAUACACGUUGAAAAGAAGACAAAGAAAGGAAACAGAGGCUCUUCAGGAUAUGGAAGAAGAUUUGAGCAUGUUGGAUUAUGCUGCUAGAUACUGCAUCAUUAGUCUUGAAAGAUUAUCCAAGUAUGAAAACGUCUUCAGUUCCUACGCUGCUUGCAAUGGUGAUGACAAUGGUAUGCAUAGUGCGGGGGAGGAUCAACUUGAUGCAAUGGCAUUUGGUGAAACAGACGAGCAGAGAAAAAUCUUGAAGGAAUAUGAAAGACUGAUUUACAGUAUGGAUUUAUAUCAGCAAAAGAUUUCAGAAGCAGAGAAGAAAAAGACCGAACUUAAAUGUGAAAGGGAUACUAUUAUUAGAAACAUGAAGGAUAGUAGGCAGUUAGAUGUAGAGAAGAAGAAACUACUGGAGAAGUCUCUGCAAACAUUAGCAAAAAAGAUCGCAACAGUUGAUGAUCGCAUCGAACAAUUUGUUGACAACGUGAAAAAUAUGAUGAUUAAGAAGCGGAGCAUGGAAGACAGAUUACGAGAGCUUAGUAUGGACAAUGAGACGGUUGAUAAACUGAUAAAAAACUGCGACUUUUUAGGAAGAAAAUUCGCAAAGCUAAAGUGUUUGAAGAUCAACGUGGAAGAUUUACCUGAAGCACUGAAAUCAUUCAAUUCUAACUUUGAUGAGGAAGACUUUCUCUUUGUCAAUCACGUGCUGCAGCUGCCACAAAAAGACUCUUUGGAUUUCAAAGCUUUUGCAGUUGUAUCGGCUCUAACGGAAAGAGUAAAGUCUCUCGACAAAUCGAUCAAAGCGCUUUUGAAGGAAGUUGAUCUUGGAACCCUGGAAAGAAAGCUAGAUAAAUGCAAGGAAUUAUAUCGAUUGCUAUCAGAAGAACACCAUGAUGGAAACAGAAUAGUCCCGCUGGAAAAUUUAUUAGUCGAGCUUCAAGCUGGAGGCCUGGACCAAGAUCAUCAAAGAUCGGUUAUUGACAAAUUGAAUCAUCAUGGACAUGGAUUUAUAGACUUUCUUGAUUUCGUUCUCUAUAUACCCCUGUUUCUGAUGAUUCACGACCAAAUAGUAGCAAAGCCAUUCGAAUGAAGUCACUGGUUGUCAUUCCUCAUUGGCAUUUGCCUAAGGUACCGGCCAAAACCUGGAACCGUCACGAACAACACCAAGAUUGAAGAAUCAAAGUAAGCAAUCCUGCUGGCGAGUAGUCAUUGUCCUAUAUGUUACUGAAAAAAGGGGACAAGUUGGUAUUUAUUUAUGGUCAUUAAACUUCGUACUCGUUUUCUUCCUUGCCUGUGCAGUACAUAUGGACCCAUUCAUCCAACCAUUUGCUCAUUUAGCAGAUUUAUUUGCUUUGAGUAUAACAAGGCUGUAAAUUUAAGGGCUUGGGCUGAAGAAGCUGAAGGGAUCCCCCUCCAUCCUGGAGUCUGAACUUUUUCGACUGCCAGAUAUCAAAUCUCUGGGCUGUCCGUAAACCCCUUUCGUCCUUUUUCAACGAGGUCCUGCGUCUGCACGUAGUGUCUUCCAACAAACGUACUGAUAGCCAUAUACUGUAUAUUUUCUUUAUCUACGACGUAUCAACAUAGGGCAAUGAGGACUCAGUUUCAAAUAGGAUCGAUUUUUGAUAACAUGAGCAGGGAUGGCGCCAAAAAAGAAGUGCUGGGGGGGGGGCUGUAAUGUCGGAGUGCCAACAGUGAGUGAACCACCCACGAAGAUGUAGUAUCACAUCAUUUCCGCUGUGGUGAUUCUAGUUCAAAAGACUAUUGAAGUUAUGAAAGUGCUGACAUUGCUUAAAAUUUUUCAAAAAUUCAAGUGCCGACGGGGGGCCCAAUUAAUUUUUGGGGCUCCUGCCCCCAAGCACCCCCGGUGGCGCCAUCCCUGAACAUGGGCUGUCAACAUGUCACGAUUUUUUAAAGAAUAAAUUCCUUAAAUGUUGUGAUUAGGGUAUGGAAAGGAAAAUCUUUCUGGGAUUUGACAAAUAGAUUGUCAAAAUGUACACAGGCAUUGCGUUUUAAAAAGUCAAUUCAAUUGAAUUUUAAAUUGUAAAAACAAUAUUUAUCAUCUAUUUAUUUGUUAGAGCUUAAAUUCAAUUUUAUCAUAUAAAUUUAUUGACUUUUCCGCGAGAA
Rhopilema esculentum is the source of this 5199-nucleotide messenger RNA. RefSeq lists its product as uncharacterized. NCBI's taxonomy places the organism in Eukaryota, Metazoa, Cnidaria, Scyphozoa, Rhizostomeae, Rhizostomatidae. The record is from RefSeq and is a predicted model, not a curated record.